This is a messenger RNA of Dreissena polymorpha, 1150 nucleotides long. RefSeq lists its product as uncharacterized. The record is from RefSeq and is a predicted model, not a curated record. Bases 175 to 1083 code for a protein of 302 amino acids. The transcript has 4 exons. NCBI's taxonomy places the organism in Eukaryota, Metazoa, Mollusca, Bivalvia, Myida, Dreissenidae.
AACGUCUGCGAGACCUGGUGAUAACGUUGUCAAGCAGUCUGCAGGGGAAGACGUGUUGUAGGUUGCAGCAUAUAUAAGUUCCCAUUUCGAGGAGAGAGCAGCCACACAAAUCAGCGGAAGGCCAGAGUUGCCAGCUCUACCGCUUCUACGUCGCAGGACUUUGCUUUUGCAAGCAUGCCUCAAAAACCUAGGAGCCGGUGUAAGAGCAGACAACUCAGCCCUUCCCAAACACGAAGUGGGCGGAAAUACACGAGCACCACAUCCGAGUCAACAGAUGCCUCCAGACAAUGUUUUCUUGGCGACAAGAAAAACGGGUCGAAAGAAAAGAAUGGUAGCCGCCCGAGUACCAGGUGUAAACACAGCGCGAGAAAAGAUGUUGCGAAAAGUUUCCAUGAAAAUGAUUCGAAUGCGUCAACUGCAGGAAAAUCUACGAACAGGAGCGACGAUAAAAUAAAGAACGGUCGGAAAACAAGUAUUCGAGGCCUUAGAACUUUUAGUGGACAAGGACAUGCUAAUAGAACCCUACAUACCCCAACAAUCGUCACUCAUAGAACACGGAGUUCAAGGACAGUCUCGUCUGCUGGUGAGAAUGCUAAGGCACCAGGAGGUUCACGGAAGCGUGUGAGAAGGAAACAACGCAGGCGAGAAGUCGAACAGGUAUAUCAGAAUGUCGAACAGAUCUUCGUUGGCCCCGGGCUGUCGUACACGCGCUCUGGGCAAUGUUAUGCGGACAUGGCCACCGACUCAGGGGAAAUGCUUUCAUGUCACAGGGGUGUACCGAAACAAACAAGGAUACAGCAGCAUAUUCGGGAACUCAAGAACAGGAUACAUUCACUUCCGUUUCCGUCGCGCCCUCUACCGCCUGAUGACGACUUCCGAUCACUUGUGACAGAGCUAAAGAUGCGCCUGGCGGCCACAAGCCCUCUUUUGUCAGAGUCAGGAAGUCGUGGCGGUCUCAUCAAGGUCAGCGCGAGAACUUCCGGUCAGCGGCUGGUUCCCAUCUGGACAGUAGACAGGGCACAAGAACAUGUACUUGUUGGUCAUGUCAAAGUGAAAGUUGAUUCUUCAGGGAGGGGGUUUUGAUCUGAUCCCAUCAAAUAACAUCAAUGUUGAUCUUUAAUGAUUGUGUAAUAAAGUUGUUUGAGGUAAA